AUCUAUAAAUCGGUAUAAAUCGAUGUCAUGUAAUCUUGGACUCUAUGUGGUCGUCCUGUGCUGGCCUGGCCACCUCAGCCCUGGAGUCUACAUUGGGCCGCCCCGCUUAUCAGUCUUCCUCUUUCACGAAAGUCACACAUGGCGCCCAAAGUCAAGGCUAAGUCCAGUGCCAAGAGUGCAGAGACGGGCAAGGCCCAAAAAGCCAAGAAGGCUGUACAAAAGGGUGUCCGCGCAGCCAAGACCAAAAAGGUCAGGACUUCUGUCAAGUUCCAUCGCCCCAAGACCCUGAGCCUGCGCAGAAACCCUAAGUAUCCACGCACUUCUGCACCUCGCAUCAACAAGCUUGAUCACUAUGCCAUCAUUAAGCACCCGUUAACGACUGAGUCAGCCAUGAAGAAGAUUGAGGACAAUAACACACUUGUGUUCAUUGUGGAUGUCCGUGCUAACAAGCCUCAAAUCAAGGCUGCCGUCAAGAAACUUUAUGACAUUGUUGUAUCCAAGGUCAACACUCUAGUAAGACCUGAUGGGCAGAAGAAGGCUUAUGUCCGCCUAGCACCAGACUAUGAUGCCUUGGAUGUAUCAAAUAAGAUCGGUAUCAUCUAAAGAGGUCAUUGUGGGAUUGAAAAGCACAAAUUAAUAAAGUGUUUGAAUUGUAAAAAAA
Molecule: messenger RNA, 661 nt
Organism: Nematostella vectensis (starlet sea anemone)
Lineage: Eukaryota; Metazoa; Cnidaria; Anthozoa; Actiniaria; Edwardsiidae
Product: 60S ribosomal protein L23a
Exons: 4
Coding region: 139-603 (154 amino acids)
Biological process (GO): translation; ribosomal large subunit assembly
Cellular component (GO): ribosome; cytosolic large ribosomal subunit
Molecular function (GO): rRNA binding; structural constituent of ribosome
Source: RefSeq, a predicted model, not a curated record